GUCAAGUAGUCUUGCAUUCUUGAGCGAAGCUUGAAGGGUAUACGCGUCGGCAGGAAGUUUACAGUGCUUUAAAAUAAGGAUCAUCAACGUCUUUUUCGCAUUGUAUUCAAAUAAAUGACUUGGAUUAGUUGAAAUGGGACGCAAUCUUCAAAGCGACGGAAGUAUGAACUGGCAUUGGCAGAGUAAAGACGGGAAACAUGUCAGAGUAUGAGUGCGCGUUGACUCGUGCUCUGCUGAAAAUCACUGUGCCGCUUUGGACAGAAUCCUGAAACCCGGAAUAUGUCUUAUUUCCACUUUCCGCCGGUUUAGUGUUACAUAUUGCUCCCACUAUUGUAAACACUGACUGAAACAUAUCAUGCAAAGCAUGUGAAAAAAAUAUUCAAAUAUCCACCAAACUUUUCUUGCUCAUCCUUCAGUCAAACCUUCCUGUCCAGCAAACCCGCUUCAUGUCCAUUUUUUCCCUUCCUGAAUCCUCCUAAAGUCCUAUCACACAUCAGGCCAUGCUACGCAAAAGAAGUCCUCUUGUCAUUUGUGGUGCGCUUAUAUUUGUAGUGAACGUCUUUUUUAUUUUUGUUCUCAUGAGACGCCCUUCCACUCAAGGGGCUCUGGACAGCCCGGAUGAAUCUGGCAAAACGGGAGACGGAGGCAAGUUUGGAAAUAUCAUGAACGAGGUGAUGCGUGUGGCUAAUGCUUUUGAAGCUGAACUUGAAUCUCAGAAGAAGAUCCUAAUGCAAAUCCAGGGCCAUUGGGCGGUUUGGGAGAACAAAGGCGGUGUGACCGCCGCCAAGCCAAAAUCACAAGCCGAACAUUCAGCUCUGGCGGUCAUCCCUAUUUUGGUCAUUGCCUGUAAUCGUGUGACCGUGAAACGCUGCCUUGACAAACUCAUUGAGCACCGACCGUCUGCCGAGCUUUAUCCAAUCAUAGUGAGCCAGGACUGUGGACACGCAGAAACGUCUGACGUGAUCGCCUCGUAUGGCAGUCAGCUAACCCAUAUCAAACAGCCUGACCUCUCUGAUGUCUCGGUACCUUCACAGCAUAAGAAGUUCCAAGGUUACUACAAAAUCUCCCGGCAUUACCGGUGGGCGCUCAACCAGGUUUUCAACACCUUUUCGUACUCCUCGGUUGUUGUUGUGGAGGAUGAUUUGGAGGUGUCCCCUGAUUUUUUUGAGUACUUUCGAGCAGUUCAUCCAAUUUUACAAUCGGACCCGACUCUGUGGUGCGUGUCCGCCUGGAAUGACAAUGGCAGGGAGGGAUUUGUGGACCCAGGAAAAGCGAACCUGUUGUACAGGACGGAUUUUUUCCCAGGCUUGGGCUGGAUGCUCACAAAGGACCUCUGGGCAGAGCUUGAGCCGAAGUGGCCGUCCUCGUUUUGGGAUGACUGGAUGCGCCACCCGGAUCAGCGCAGAGACAGGUCCUGCAUCAGGCCUGAGAUUUCCAGAACCUUAACGUUCGGUCGGAAGGGUGUAAGUUUGGGCCAGUUUUAUGACAAGUACCUCCGCUUCAUUAAGCUGAAUUCCGAAUUUGUGCCUUUUACGAAAAUGGACCUGUCCUAUUUAGAAAAGAAGAAAUACGACGAGAGCUUCGAGAGGGAGGUUUACGGCGCUCCGGUUGUUACUGUGGAGGACUUGCAAAGUGGGAAACUGUCUGGGUCUGGCCCGUUUCGUGUGCAGUAUUCCAGUCCUGACAGUUUUAAAACACAGGCUCGCAGUCUUGGCGUCAUGGAUGACCUGAAGUCAGGAGUCCCACGAGCGGGGUACAGAGGUGUAGUUAGUUUCCUUUUACGUGGAAAAAGGGUCUAUUUAGCUCCACCUGCUGGUUGGAGUCAAUACGACCCAAGCUGGAGUUGAGGUGGGCUGUGCCUACAUCAGUUUCUUAUAAAGUGCAUUGUGUUGCAUAUUAUCUGUUACCAUCAUUCCCUUCACAGAGAAUAAUUGUCUUAAAAUUCCAGUGUGCUGCUUUAUGAUGGAAAAACCUCCAGCUGUGGUUUCAGGAAGAUACCAAAGAUAAUACCAUAAAUUGAUCGCUCAGAUUUUUGCCUCAGGUUUCAUUAUUUGUCGGUGUACAUUUAACUAGGAUUUAUGCGAGAAAUUUAUCAUUAAACUAAUAGAUGAAACCUUAAUCUUAAUGCUGUUGUUUUUCACACAAAGUAUACUUGUUCAGAAACUACGAAAUGAGAGUAAAUAUGUUUAAAAAACACUUAUUUUUUUAAAACUGUGAAUACAGCUCUAAGUGCCUAUAAAUGCAAACUUUUUUUUUUUUAAUUUACCACUGUGUACUGUCUUUAUAAAAUUGUGGCUCACGGCAUAGCGUUGAAUAUGUUAGGAAAAAUCAGUAGAUUAUGUUUCGUGUUUUGCUUACAUACUGGGAUAUUUUAAAGAGGAAAAAUAAAUGUUUUGUUAAAUUUGGUGACUCAUUCCUUGCAUAUAAUGGUAAUAAAAAUAAUACACCAUCAAAA
This is a messenger RNA of Puntigrus tetrazona (Sumatra barb), 2455 nucleotides long. RefSeq names its product alpha-1,3-mannosyl-glycoprotein 2-beta-N-acetylglucosaminyltransferase a (gene mgat1a). Gene Ontology annotation, biological process: protein N-linked glycosylation. Bases 501 to 1847 code for a protein of 448 amino acids. Lineage: Eukaryota; Metazoa; Chordata; Actinopteri; Cypriniformes; Cyprinidae. The record is from RefSeq and is a predicted model, not a curated record. The transcript has 3 exons. Gene Ontology annotation, cellular component: Golgi apparatus. Gene Ontology annotation, molecular function: alpha-1,3-mannosylglycoprotein 2-beta-N-acetylglucosaminyltransferase activity.